GCCAAGCUCCAACUUGACGCAGUUGUUUUUGAAAACAGAGCAGCUGAGCAGGAGCACUGCGGAUGAUCGCUGUGGUCCUGCUCCAUCCUCAUCUCCCGUUUCCCCCGGACCAGUCCUCUCCUCCUCCAACUCUUCUUUUUAUUUUUAUUUCCAAUCCUCCGUCAGAGGGGAGGAUCUCAGAAUGAGCCGCUGCCCGCUGGGAGGACGGCUGCUGCGGACUCAGGGUUGCCCUUGACUCGGGGAGGAGUUGGAAGAGGACAGCCGGGGGGGCCCCAUCGCGCCGAGGACUGAUGGAGGUGACAUUGUGACGGCGAAGGACCGCCGGGGAUGCUGGCCGGGCCCCGCAGAGGGACUUCAUCUAGGGCCGCCGCGCAGCAGCCGCAGAGUCCCCGCUGAGAGGAGGGCGCAUAUCUGCGGCGCGUCCUGGUGCUGGAGCUGCGCCGCUGGAGCUGAGGAGGCCUGAGCGGUGUCCACCUCCGGAUUAGAUGGUGUCAGAAGGCAAGUGUGCAUGAGCAGAUAAACAAACCCACCCAGGCGGUGGUGUCUGCACUGCAGAUAAACAAAAGCUGGAUGCUUUCUCCUCCUCUGGCUGCUUUAAUGUAUGGAAAUAAUACUAAAUAAUAAUAAUAAUAAUAAUUAAACAUCAUGAUCAGCAGUGACUGAACUGUGACGGAGAUCUUGGACUGUGUUUUUUAUUUUUUUAAUGGAAAAGAUGGCUGAACAUGAAGAAGCAGAGUUGUCUGAGUCUCUCAGGAAGGAGGAUGGGUUCUCCAGCGAGCCCGAGGAGCCGGGCGCUGACUUCAAGUCCAAAAGUUUGCCCGUUCUAAACGAAGCGGGUCCCCAGGAGAAAGCAUCACUGGACAGCUCCGCACGCAUGUCCAUAACGGCCGAGGAGAGCUCCGAAUUCAUCCAGCCGCCCACCAAGACAGAGUCUAUCCAGGCCGAGUCCCCAACGACCGCCGACUACCCGCCGAAGCCCGGCAAGUCGGCCCUGAACAGGCCCAGCUCCUACAUGGAGAACACGGCGAUCCGCAGGAGUAAGACCCUGGCCAGGAGGAAGACCCCCAGCUUUUUCACGUCCAGGCUGGCUCAGAUCCGCCUGCCCAGCCGGGAGUACCUGAGCCUCAUCCUGCAGGACUCCCGCUGCUUCCUGUUCUGCAUGUGCUACCUGACCUUCAUCCAGUCGCUCAUGGUGUCCGGCUACCUCAGCAGCGUCAUCACCACCAUAGAGAAGAGGUACAGCCUGAGGAGCUCGGAGUCGGGCCUCCUGGUCAGCUGCUUCGACAUCGGGAGCCUCCUGGUGGUGGUCUUCAUCAGCUACUUUGGCGGACGGGGUCAGAGGCCUCGUUGGCUGGCGGUCGGCGGGAUCUUCAUCGCCGUGGGCGCCGCUCUCUUCUCCUUACCUCACUUCAUCUCCCCGCCCUACCAGAUCCAGGAGCUGAACUCGUCGUCGGCCAACGAAGGCCUGUGCAUGAACAGCAACGCCAGCGGCAGGGACCGGGUCGACAUCGCCUCCUGUCCCAGGGACCAGGACGGCAGCGAGCAUCGCCUGUACGUGGCGCUGUUCGUCAUCGCGCAGAUCCUGGUGGGGAUGGGAUCCACGCCCAUCUACACGCUGGGGCCCACGUACCUGGAUGACAACGUCAAGAAGGAGAACGCCUCCCUGUAUCUGGCCAUCAUGUAUGUGAUGGGAGCCCUGGGCCCGGCGGCUGGUUACCUCCUGGGAGGAGUCCUCAUUGGAUUUUACGUCGACCCAAAGACUGCAGUCAACAUCGACCAAAACGACCCCCGCUUCAUCGGCAACUGGUGGAGCGGGUUCCUGCUGUGCGCCGUGGCCAUGCUGCUGGUCAUAUUCCCCAUGUUCACCUUCCCCAAGAAGCUUCCUCCUCGACACAAGAAGAAGAAGAGGAGGAAAAAGCUGAGUCUGGACGACAUGUCCAGCGACGACGACGUGCUCAAGGAGAAGAGCAACAACAGCAAGCAUCAGUCGGUCACCUCGUCCAUGGGCUUCGGCAAGGACAUCCAAGACCUUCCCAAAGCUGCGGUGAGGAUCCUCAGCAACGUGACCUUCCUCUUCGUCAGCCUGUCCUACACGGCAGAGAGCGCCAUCGUCACCGCUUUCAUCACCUUCAUCCCCAAGUUCAUCGAGUCCCAGUUCGGGAUCCCGGCGUCCAACGCCAGCAUCUACACCGGCGUGAUCAUCGUUCCCAGCGCCGGCGUCGGCAUCGUGUUGGGCGGCUACAUCAUCAAGAAGCUGAAGCUGGGGGCGCGGGAGUCGGCCAAGCUGGCCAUGAUCUGCAGCGGCGUGUCGCUGCUCUGCUUCUCCACGCUCUUCAUCGUGGGCUGUGAGAGCAUCAACCUGGGAGGAAUCAACAUCCCCUACACCACCGGACCGACGCUCACCAUGACCCAGAGGAACCUCACAGGCGGUUGUAACGUGAACUGCGGCUGUAAGAUCCACGAGUACGCGCCGGUCUGCGGCUCCGACGGGAUCACCUACUUCAACCCCUGCCUGGCCGGCUGCAGCAGCGUGGCCAACGACAGCACCGGGAUCCGAAACUACUCGGACUGCGCCUGCGUCCAGAGCCGGCAGGUCAUAACGCCGUCGUCUGGCGGUCAGGGCAGCAACCAGCUGCAACUCGUCAUCGUCAAAACCUACCUGAACGAGAACGGCUACGCCGUGUCAGGGAAGUGCGACCGCACCUGCAACACCCUCAUCCCGUUCCUCAUCUUCCUCUUCAUCGUGACGCUCAUCACCGCCUGCGCCCAGCCCUCGGCCAUCAUCGUCACCCUGAGGUCUGUUGCAGAGCAGGAACGGCCAUUCGCUUUGGGAAUGCAGUUUGUUCUCCUCAGGACUCUAGCCUACAUCCCGACACCCAUCUACUUUGGCGCGGUCAUCGACACCACCUGCAUGCUGUGGCAGCAGGACUGCGGCGUGCACGGCUCCUGCUGGGAGUACGACGUCACCUCGCUGCGCUUCGUCUACUUCGGCCUGGCCGCCAGCCUCAAGUUCCUGGGCUUCUUCUUCAUCUUCCUCACCUGGUACUCCAUCAAGUACAAGGAGGAGCGAGUGGAGCGUUGGCUCAAACGCCACCUGUCGCCCGUCGACACCGUGGGGAGCCUCGUGUGCCACCCGGGUGGUCACAAGGGCCACGCCCGCACCCGCUCCUGCCCUGUCAACAUCCCCCGAACCGACCCCGCCGCGCCGCACGCCAACGGCCCCCUGCGUGCCGGCGUCCUCAACCGAGGCGUCAGCACGCAGAGUUGCCCUGGCAAUGAGCUGAAAGCAAUAACUCCUCCCCCGCCGCCGGCAGGUUCGCCUGCAGCGGCAGUCGCCCCCGCCCCCGCUCCAGCCCGCUCGCUGGAACACGUUUCAGUCCGAGUUUAAAUCCCUGAAAUUGAUCCCAGAACGUUUUCUGGCUGCUGACACCCCCCCCCAGUCUGGGUCAGAACCCAUCCAACGGAGGCCCAGAUCCAGAUUUAAUCAAAUGUCGGAGAGAUUUUUAGUGACCAAGGGGCUUAGAGAGCUUUUUCUGCUAGUAAAAAAAAAAAAAAGGAGAAAUGUGCUUGAAAGCAGUUUUGUUUGUGAGGCAGCAGCUGGUGCAGCAGACAGAGAAGCGCUCAGAGUGGCGGUUCACUCCUCAUAAAUCCCACCCACACCCCUGGCUACACGUGCCUUCUGUCACUUCAGUCCUCACAUGUACAGAACAACCAGAAAUCAUCCCGACAGACUGUAGGACUCUACGGAUACCUCAGCUUUCUCCUCACAUCUGUCUGCUUCUUCUUCCUCUCCGUUUGCUGUUUUUUUCUGUUUUUUUUUUGUUCUUCGCCGUCACGCAAGCGAUGUUUGUCUCCGUCAGAAAAAAGACAAAAAAAAAAGAAAAAAAAAACUCCUGGAAAUGUGAUACAGGAUGAUUCAGUGUUAGGAACUGGAAACCGAUGGUAUGGUGCUAUGUGAAAACAGUGUUUAGUCCCAUUUUUUUGUUUUUUAAGUUUUAAACAGUUUAAAUGCAGCCAAAGGGGGUCAGCGUGCCGAGCAGCAGGACGCGUUCCUGUCCGGUCUGAGGCCUUCUGCUGCUCCUGGCACAGCGCCACACGCAGGAUCCCCCAUAGAGGCGCGUUUGUUCCUGCGCCUGCCAGCUCCAUACAGCGCAUCCAUACAUCUCAGCGGCGUCCCGCAGCCCAAUAAGCAGCUUUGCCAGAACAGGAUCGGCGUUUGUCCUCCUGACCUCGUCACUGGUGGACGUAGCCACCUGCAAUCUUUUGAGUAAAAAAAAAACGAAGAAGAAACGUGGAAGAAAAUUGCUGAGAUACUUCUGACAAAACAAAAACACGUACUAAAGAACAAACAGCUGACCUUAGAGGUCCUCUUUAUCUCCUCUUUAUCAGCUGUGAGAGGAAUGCGGUGUCUUUCUCUCCCUCUAUCAUGUGGGCUCACUGUUCAAACUCAGACUUAUGGGUCUCCAAUGACCUUUCUUCUCAGAACAAUAGGAUAAAAAUGAUCUGUCUCGCGCAUCGGUACAACUGUUCACAAUAGUUUUCACACAGAAUGAAUAAAAAAAAAGGUUAAAAAAA
This is a messenger RNA of Fundulus heteroclitus (mummichog), 4575 nucleotides long. Its product is annotated as solute carrier organic anion transporter family member 5A1. Gene Ontology annotation, cellular component: membrane. Gene Ontology annotation, biological process: sodium-independent organic anion transport; transmembrane transport. The transcript is spliced from 9 exons. NCBI's taxonomy places the organism in Eukaryota, Metazoa, Chordata, Actinopteri, Cyprinodontiformes, Fundulidae. Bases 704 to 3388 code for a protein of 894 amino acids. Gene Ontology annotation, molecular function: protein binding. The record is from RefSeq and is a predicted model, not a curated record.